Protobothrops mucrosquamatus (brown spotted pit viper) is the source of this 826-nucleotide messenger RNA. RefSeq names its product coiled-coil domain-containing protein 91-like. Gene Ontology annotation, biological process: Golgi to lysosome transport. The transcript has 4 exons. The record is from RefSeq and is a predicted model, not a curated record. Gene Ontology annotation, cellular component: trans-Golgi network. The annotation marks the transcript as partial. Lineage: Eukaryota; Metazoa; Chordata; Lepidosauria; Squamata; Viperidae.
GAAGAAGAAGAAGAAGAAGAAGAAGAAGAAGAAGAAGAAGAAGAAGAAGAAGAAGAAGAAGAAGAAGAAGAAGAAGAAGAAGAAGAAGAAGAAGAAGAAGAAGAAGAAGAAGAAGAAGAAGAAGCUUUGUUAUUUGAUGCGCAGCUUGAAAAAGAGGAUUUGCAGGCUGCCAUCCUAGCAGCGGUAACGGCUGAAAGGGAAAGCAUGGAAAAAACUCACGACCAAGAAAAAGAAUUAUGGCAAGCCGAGAGAGACAAAGAUCGUGAGAAGAUUGCUCAAGCGGUAGAAGAAGCAGUGGAACGGCAAAAACAGAAAUCCGAAGAAAUGGUAAAAGCAGCAAUCCUAGAAGAACAAAAGAAAAGUGAGAAAGCUGUAGAAGAAGCUGUGAAGCAAACGAGGGAAGAACUGAUGGAAUAUAUCAAGGAGCAGAAAAGACUGGAUCAAGUGAUCCGUCAGCGAAGCCUUUCCAGCUUGGAAUUGUUCCUCUCUUGUGCUCAGAAGCAGCUGAGCUGUUUACUGCAGGAAGAGGUCACCGUGGCAGAGACAGCAGGACAGAAUCCAUAAGGUGGAUCAAUUCUCUCAAAAGGCCCUGGAGACCAGAUGGAGAACUAGGAUCCAUCAGCCGGUCACGUUUGUGUUUUGAUUAGAUGUUCAGAAUCUGUACUGCAGUCCUUGUAAAGCUACCGGUUGUGUGAAAUCUUGUCAACCGCUCCCACGUAAUUUUAACAAGAAAGGCAGUCAUGGGCAAAUCUCAGUAAAACAACUUAUUCCCAAAAUAGGUACAUUUGUCAUUUACAAACCUAAAGCUUCUUUUUUUUUUUUUUUA